UUUCUGAUGAAAUGCUAAAAAUGAGGUAAGCUCAUAAGUGAUUUCUGAUUUUAGGUCUUAAGAUCCAAAGUCUAAGGUGAUACACCAAGCUAGCUGUUCGUGUCAGUGUGUUAAUGACCCAAAGAUAGCUGCCAGUAGUUGCAUAAUGUCACUUUCAUCUCUUCCUGGGUAUCAGGCUGCGUAAACACAUUAUCAUUCAAACCCUGGCUCUGCCCCGACUCUCUGCCCUGCCAUGACUUUCCAAUGGUGUGGUUGUGGAACGCAGUUUAAACAGUAACCCAAGCCAGAACAAACCCAGGAGCUAAAAAUAUCCAGAGUCAACAGUGUGGCUGCUGUGGGAUUGAGACAGGGGGCAUGGGUGGGUCUUUACAUGGGGGUUAGACAAGCUUGCAACGGGCAGACAGGAUGGACAGCUGGGGUUACUGACGCAGUGAGACUUAGAACCGUCGACUAAGAGAAAAUACAACCAAAAAACGGAAGAAACAACAUCCUCACAAACCUGUUUGGAUACUGAAUCUAAGAGGAGAGAGCUAGAAUAAUCCCCAUCUUGUGUUUCUCUGCCUGUUCCCCUCUUCUGACUUUCUACCAACCGGACAGGGAGGUGAUGAACUUUGCUCUGGGCUUCAAGCCUCCACCAGCAGGCAGUCCUGGGCCCGGUGCUGGAAGAGGAGCCACCAUGGAGAACCUGGAGAAGCAGCUGAUCUGCCCCGUCUGCCUUGAAUUGUUCUCCAAGCCUGUGGUCAUCCUGCCCUGCCAACACAACCUCUGCCGCAAGUGUGCCAACGACAUCUUCCAGGUAGAUCUCAGUCACUCUGACACUUUUAAAUUUCACCUUUUUGAAUACCAACAAUGUUCAGGUUUGCACUGAGGUGGUGUUUCAAUUAAUCUGAGCACAAAUCUCUCUUUUCUAAGUCAAAUAGCCAUCCUUGAAAGGUUAUUCUGAAAUUUUGAAACCUGAGUCUCUCCUGCUGCUGUUGGAGUCUCUGACCAGUCUUCUACACUAACAAAAAAGUAAUCCCCAUACUGUUAUCGUAGACAAAAACUAGCCUUAAUGUUUUGGAAACAAAAGCCGGACCCCUCUUUUGUUGAAAUGUGGAGGAAAGAAAUCCUUAUUGUCAUUAACUUGGAAAGAAUUUGGCUCCUAAUCUUAAAUAAUCUUGGGUACUUAAAUCAAGACUCGGUUUCCUUCUCCUCAGUACAUUAAGCAGAACUGGAAGUCACUUUUGCUCAAACCUACAGCAUCCAAACUGCCUCAAGAUUAAAACCCCUGAAAACAUUUAUAACAUAACUUAUCAAAUGUAAUUAUUGACACAGAUGUCUUCUUAUCUGAUAUAAUGACUAAUAUUUCCUUAUUGCAACAGGAAAGAAGACAACAGAGGGUACCAGUCAUCAAAUUUAAAUGGAUAAAAUUUGUGCCUCUUCAUAUUUCCAUCCUCUCUUUCUCCAGUCAUCGAACCCUCUGUGGCAGUCCCGUGGCUCCUCCAGCAUCACUGCAAGUGGUGGGCGGUUUCGCUGUCCAUCAUGCCGCCAUGAAGUCGUCCUGGACCGCCAUGGGGUCUACGGUCUGCAGAGGAACCUGCUGGUGGAGAAUAUCAUAGACCUGUACAGACAACAGGAGUCCUCAGGGUGAGUAGACAGCAAGAGUACCAUGUGAAUAUUUUAUUUAUUAUAUUACCUAUCAGAAAAAAGGAGCAAGAAAUAUGUCACAUUUCCAAACUGGCCCUGCAGGGAUGUCUUUAUUUAGAGUCUGGUGUCAGUCUUUAUGCAUGUUGUUGUAAUCAUGGGUUAUAACCAACAGAGGGCGUCAUUGUACCCAAAGUGUUUAAUUGUCAAACCUCAGGUCUCUGACUUAGUUUAAGCUGUCCUGCAAAGCUGAUCCUCCUGUAAUGUAAUAACGCUGAAGAUGUGCUGUGAAUGUAAAAGUAAGGUUACUAAUCCACUGAAUAAUCAUACUUUCAAUACAAUUAACCACCAAGCAAGGAUGAUACAAAUUCAGAAUUCAGAAUGAAUUACAACAGAUUACAAAUGAGGACUAUCUAGAAAUUCAGUGAUAAUCUGAGAUUAAUGAUUACAUGAUUAGAUAGGGUAGCUAAACUGGAGGACAGAGGAUUAAUGUAGCUGGAACUAGAGGUGGGGGUUGGGGCUGGGGGGUUAAUGACAAUAACUUGAAAUGUGGAGAAAAAAAGUUUCAGACAUCUGAUUCUUGAUUUCAGUCUGACAGGACAGAAUAUGAGACACAUCAGUGGUGUCAGGUUCAAAGAAAGGAUAGAGCUGGGUGUUAUCUGCAUAGCAGUGAAAGUCUAUGUGCCUACACAGGAUUUGCCCCAGAGGAGAGCAUGCACCCAUACAGUGAAUGAAAGGGGACCCAAGAUAGACCCCUGGGGAACUUCACAUGAGAAAAGAGGCAUUUCCGAGCACCAGAGAAAAAAAGACAAAUAUUAUUCAAUAAAACAUGAAGCAUUAAAAAAAAUACACACAACUCUCUCAGAUAAACACAAAACGUAUUUUAGAAAACACAAACAAUUUUUGAAACCAUGUAAAUUUUUGGAAUAUCUCAGUUAAAAAAGAAAUUUUGGAAAACAAAUAAAUUUUUAAAUAUUUUCUGUUCUCAAAAUUUUUGUUUUCAAAAAUUUUGUUUCAAAGGUCAUAGAUGUUUUUCUAAUAUAUUCGUUUUUCAAGAUAUAACAUGUUUUUAUUUAGAAUGUUUUUAUUUCAUCUUAUUAUUCUAUGUAUAUUAUUUUGUGUCUUGUGAAAUGUUUUCAGAUAGUUUUGAGUGGAAAUAAAUGUUUUUGUGUUUUAUUAAAAAUUGAUUCAUUAUACAGUAUAUGCUAUAGACUGUCAUGGCUAAUAACUCCUGGUUUACCUUUUAUUCUCCCCAGUUAGUGUUUUAUCAGUCCAAUGAGGCUGUAAAACCCAGAUUGUUUUCUAAAGUCUGUUAAGUGUGUAAAAACGUAAGAAGCUUCUUCUGCCCAUCUGUCUGUUUUAAAAGUUUACACACUCAUUAUAACUGAUAUUUAAGUCAUCCUCAGAGCAGAUUUGUCACUUUUCACUCCAAAAUAGAUGCUCAGUGAGUCACAUGUGAAGAAGGGAGAAGUUGGCGUUCAUUAGAGACAGAAGAAAAGGACAGGGCUCCCCUUAUUAUCUGUGUGGGCUAAAGUUAUUAAAUAGACGUGAUUGUUCGCAGUGAACCUCCCAAAUGUUUUAUAACUUGUAGUUUCUCAUCUUUUUUUAACGUGUGCAAGGAUUUCUUCUUACUUAAUCAUCAGAGACACCUACGUCAGAGGACAAAGGACCAUGGGUUGCAUAAUUGCUUGUUUCGAUUUUUGCUGCUUUUCAGGAUCUCCGUGCCAGUGCUAAUGCCUCCCCUGUCCAAGCUGCCCACAUGCACCACUGUGACUCCCAUGUGAGGUCUUUUGAGGCAAACAUGGUGGGCAGUGGCGUGUUAAUAUUACUGAUUUUUCCUGCCUUUUUGAUUGUUGAUUGUUUUGCGUUGAAAGGGUAAUAGUAGUUGCACAUUUGCAUUUACAAAUUAGAAAAAAUAUACUUACGAUUAAUUUAAUUACAACUUUUGGAUCUAUAUUUUUGGAUUGUGAAUGAGUCUGAGCUUUACUAGUGACACCCCUGAGUGGGAAAAACAGAGAUGUCACAGCCAAAGUCUUUUCUUUGUCAUCCAUUGACGUCAAAAUUCAUCAUCAACAACAGAAGAAGAAGAAACCAUUUAAACUAUGCAGACAGUGUCGCCGAGUCGAGUGAGCAGCUGGUGCCUGGAAAUCAAAUAGAAUAUUGAUCAAAUCAUCCCCUGAGAGCAUUUUAAGUAUGUUAUGCAUGGGUUAAAAGAUUGGUUGUUGCAAAGACAUCGCGUUUUUGAGUUUUACUUCAUAAAUAUCUUAACUUUGGAUUUUUUUGUUGGCUCGUUUUGCAGUUAGAUGAUGCAGCUUCUUUCAUGAAUUUAAAGCAAGAGUUUGGUGUCCUCAACUGACCUCACGAGACACUUCAUUGCAUUUGUCUGCCCCUCACAGUAGCUGAAAUGUUAACUUUGAAAGGAGAAAGUAAGCUACGCCUCCAAUGCUGCAAACUCAUAACCUUUUCGCUUUUGCUGUCACUCACAGCGCAUUCAAUGACACAAGUUUAAGUUUAAAAAAAUGAGCUAUCCAUGUACCACAUAUUUCACAAACUUCAGGGGUUGCUGUGUUUAUGGUACUAUUAUAACCAUAGCCAAAAUAUCAUUCAUUUGUCAGUCGACUCCUGUAUUUAGUUUCCAUAUUAUAGAAUACCUCCUGAAGUUGAGAUGUUGACAUGAGAUGCUGUAUUUGCUCUGAUUUUUCACUGGAGGAUGCAAAAGCUGAAGGAAGUAUGAAGGCAAGUCUGUGCAUAUAUUCAAGGGAAAAAGAAGUUACUUCCUUCUCAGACAGACGCAUAGGAAAGUACGAGACACUUCAAGUCUUACCAACAUAAAUUUGCAGGAUCAGCAGCUUGUCUUGUUGCUGGUGUUAAAUCCAUACUUAGUAAUCCAUCUUUAUAUUUUUAUCUUCCAGGCUUGUAAGCAUAAAGCCGGGGCAGCAGCAGCAGCAGCAUCUGACAUGUGAGGACCAUGAAGAAGAGAAGAUCAAUAUCUACUGCCUGUCCUGUCAGACGCCGACCUGCUCCAUGUGCAAAGUGUUCGGGAAACACAAAGACUGUGAAGUGGCACCGCUCAGCACCGUCUACACCAGUCAAAAGGUGAAAAAAAAGACAUACAAGUUUAAUUCUUAAGUUACCAAAGUGUUACUGUAACCAACAGCAAUAAAUUCACUGCUGUCCAAAAGGUAGCCUGGAGGUGACAGAACUGGUCAAUGGUCACCUUAAACUUGAGCAUUUCAUUUGCUUAGAUGAAGUCAUGGGGCUCUAUUUUCGUGCGCGCUGGUGAGGCGGCGGAGGGCGGCGAGUCCCGCGCAGUUGUAUUUUCGUCCCAGCGUAAGGCCAGUUUGGUAUUUUCGUGGCAUGAGCCGCACGGAGGCGAGCCGAGAUCCGCCAAGCUGGGCGUGGUGGCGUGGCAGGGGGAGGUGUCGACUGAAUCAGCAGGCGCAGUGACAUUUUCGUGCUCGCCAACGGCGUGUAAAGUGCGCUGAAAGCUCGCCGAUUCAAACCUGGUCAGCUUUCAGCGCAAGGCGGAACGCAGCCGGUCUUGUAGUAUUUUGGUAGACCGGCGGCAUAUCGACAUACGUCACUGAUGCCUCACCGGCAGGUUUCCACAGUGUCAGGCACAUUUCAGUGCAAUAAAUAAUCAUCAUCAACUAUUAAUCUGAGUCAGCACAUACAUUUAGAUCUAUAUCGAUAUAUUCUGAUCUAUAUCUGAUCUGAUGAGCGCGUUUGGCACGCGUUUGGACACACAACCUGACCGAAUCAACACAGCUGAAACCGCAUCAAAUUAAAUUAAAUAUCUAGUAAAUAAACACACAUGAUGAAGUUAACAAGAUAUUUAAUUCGUCUCCCUCCUUUUCUUUCUUCCUCUUCCUCUUAUUUCUCGCACAGCUCGACCUGGACACGUCUCCGUGUCCUCUGUCCAUCUUGCUGCUGCUGCGGCUGAACAGAUGAUUUGUUUCAAUGCUCAGAUGCGUUAUCUACUUUAAGCCGACAUACGGAUAUUAUAAUAUUCAGUUUUGUGAGUCAGAUUUAUUUUAUAUGCCAACAUCUAUGAAAGAAAGAGCCAGGCCACGGAGCGCGAUGCGUCAUUUACGCACAGAUGGUUCCGAUUUUAAUGCCUUUUUGGAGUUUAUGUUGUGAUCUGUGCGCUAAACCCACCUUUGUCACGUGAGGUUUGAAUAUGAGCAACUUUAUGUGAGUGUCUUUAUUUGUGGAAACGGGUGUUUGUCUUACCAGUGGGUCCAACAUUACGCACACUAAAUCCAUCUGUGCUCAUAUGAGAGAGUGUGGAGGACACUUGUUGAGGAGCUGCCCUCUGUCGCCAUCUUGUGGCAUUACUGUCUUAAGACAUCUCUUGAUCUCUUUGACUACUCCAUGAAAAUAGUAAUACGCCUCGCCUGUGGCGGAUUUAAAGGCAAGGAGAGGAGCCUAUGUGAUUGGUGAAAACAGGUCUCGGCUGUGUUAAACCAACUACACGCCCUUUCUCCUCCCCAUCUACGACUUAUGGUGCUGGGAGGAGCUGAGUUAGGGAGGGGGGAUACUUACGCUAGGCUGCGCGGCUCACCAAAAUACCAAAAUGUGCUUGGGAACGCCUUGUCAGCGCGGCGGAUCUGACUGACGCUGCGCUUGCGGCACGUCUCCGGCGAGGCACCAAAAUAGAGCCCAUGGAGUUUCCAAAACUUUCCUCUGGUCUGGUCAAUCAGAAUUUGACAUUUAUCUUGGAAAUCAUGGAUGCAAAUUCCUUCACUUCUUAGACGAGAGAGACCACCUAACUUAAUUGUUAUUAGUACACAUGUCAAAGCCAGCAUCCCUGAUGGUACGGAGAUCAUGGCAGGAGUAGCUUACACACCUGAGAAGGCAAUAUCUACAGGUUUAGGAGCCCUGACCCUAACCCUAACCCCAACUCUUUUUCAGGGAAGACCUUAAUAUUUCAGCUAGACAAUGACAAACCAUAUUCUGCAGGGAUUACAACAACAUGGCUCUGUAGGAGAAGAGUCCUGCUGAGAAACUGGCCUCCCUGCUGUCCAGACUUGUUACUGAGUUGUUGGCAAAUCAUGAAACAAAACACAACAAAGGAAAACCUGAGCUGUUGAGCAGCUGGGAUCCAAUAUCAGGCAAAAUGGGACAACAUUUCACUUUGCAAAGUCCUUGGUUCACAAACAUUUACAGAGUUAGAAACGGUGCAACAGAAUGGUAUAUAUGAGUCAAAUCUAAGCGUCUAAUCUCUCACCUAAAAACUGGAUUAACACUUUAAUUUUUUUACACAUGUGGACACAGAAAGUCCUGUAAAGAGUGCCACAGUUUUGUCAUGCAGGUUGCGGCGGCAGUUUGUUAUUGAGCAGUUGGCUUUGUUGACAUUUCAGCACCAGCCUCUCCAUCUCUCACUCUGUCUCUGAUUCACUCAUCUGAAAUUCAGAUGAGGUCCAGGAAAGUUGUUGAUCCUCCAUCUUUGUGAAAAGGUUAACCUGAAAAAUGGAGUUGGUUUAUUUUGGAGUUGUAGAGGUGAUGAUUUUGUUAGACUGAUAACACUUUAAAUUACACUUGAACAAAAGCUGUGACAAACUCUAAUUAAGGAACAUGAUGUCAUGAGAUACUCUGAGUCAUGUCAUUGUUCUUUAGGUGAUAAAACUGACUCAGUGGACAGUGCCCACAGUGUAAUGGUGCAAGGUUGUCAUCAUUUGUGGGUAAAGCUAUAUUUUGUCUCAGUAAUACCAACACUAUAUUUAACUAGAAGGAAAUGGAAGUCAACAAAACACCAACACGUAGAGGAGGUGACGGUGCAGCGGUACUCUAAACUUGGCUGCAGUUGUACGAGACAUUUAAAAACCUGGUGAUGUAAUCUAAUUAAAUCAAAGCAAGCCAAAUACACAUAAUAAACUGAUCAAGAGAAACUAUGUACAAAUAAUGCUCAGAACAGCACCUAACUUUAUCAACAGUACAUAUGGGGUUUCAGCCAUAGUACUAACCACCAAACAUCUUUUUAACUUUGCCUGAUUUCUUUAGCAAAGAGACUAAACACAACUCACCUACUCUCUUCCAGCAGCCGCUUGUUCGUAGCGAGACCUCAGACUAGUCCAUUACUGACUGCAGCGGGGUGACGCAGCUCAAGGAAGAACAUUUAUGAUAAUUUCUUUAUCAUUUCCUUGAAGUAAUAAUCCCCAUAUUAAUCAUUUUGCACUGCAGACGCGGUAGUUCUUCUGCCUUAGUGUCUCAGUCUGAUUGUAUUUCCAUGAAGAAAUGAUCAUAAAUGUUCUUCCUUGAGCUGCGUCACCCCCCUAUAGUCCGUAAUGGACUCGCUCGAGGUCUCGCUACAAACAAGCAACUGCUGGAAGAGAGUAGGUGAGUUGUGUUUAGUCUCUUUGCUAAAGAAAUUAUGCAAAGCUAAAAAGAUGUUUGGUGGCCAGUGCUAUGUAUAUGUACUGUUGAUGAAGUUAGGUGCUGUUCUGAGCAUUAUUUGUGGCUAUAGAGUGGCGUUUUGGUUGUUGUUUGUGUUUGGCUCCUCAGACUACUGUGUAUUGCUUUCCGCAGUCUGACUAAAGUAGAUAUAAGUAGAGAAGCAAGCAGUCGGCAACAUUCAUCUCUUGAGGGGGUGUCUAACUCGAUGUUGCAGUGUGUUUGACCAUAAAUUAAUUUUAUGCCAUAAUAUCCCUUUAAAAAGGGCAUGUUUGUUGUUUUAAUAAAGAAACACAACUUUGCACCUCUUUGAACUGGCAGAUAAAUUCACAACAACAGCAAUGGCUGGUGGUGCGAGCUCUGCAAGUGUUCGCCAAAGAAAUUCGUCAUAAUUCACCUGCAGACUCUGUAAACUCUUGAAGCCCUUUUAAAUCAAUUCAGCUCAAUUUUCACUCUUUUCUGUAUUUUCUUGCCUUCAUAUAGAACAGUCACACAAACAUUAACUUUCUGUAUAAAUGACUAAGACAUUAGUCAUUGCAAAACAUUCCUAAUUUUAGCCACAAGUGAACUGUUUAUGAGUCAUUUAUUGAUGAAUUGAUAACUCUCCUUUCUUUUUCAGACCAUAUAAAGCAACAUAACAGUAUGAGUGAAAACCUUGUUUCCAAAGUAAGUUCAUUAAUGUGAUGUUGUGUUGUGUUGUGAUGGUCUACAGACAGAGCUGAGCGACGGCAUAGCGACCUUGGUUGCAACAAACGACCACAUCCAGGCAGUGAUCUCUCAGAUGGAGGACACCUGUUGCACUAUAGAGGUAACACACAACCAUUAUAGAUAUAAAUAUACAGCUUAUAGAUAUAGAUAGUUUGAAGUCCAAUAAAACCAAUACAGUUGCGUCUAUGUGUUAAUGUUCUGCAAUGUAAAAGUAAAGAGUCUGACCUCCCCUCUUAAGGAGAAUGGACAGCAGGUGAGGGAACACCUUGCUGACAGUUUCGACGGUCUGGUGGCCAUCUUGGAGGAGAGGAAGCAGGAGCUGGUGGGGCUUAUCACCAAAGAGCAGGACGAUAAACUCAAAUAUGUGCGGUCUUUGAUUCAUCGGCACAGUGACGACCUGGAGGCUGCAGUGACGCUGGUGGAGUCAGCAAUUCAGUCAAUGGAAGAGCCUCACAUGCCUCUCUUUAUACAGGUGAGUCGAUCAGGGGUCACCAGCAGGUGGGUUACACAGUGACAACAGCGUCUUUAGUAUUUCCUGCAGAAUUUGAAGGAUUUGACUGAACCACAUGAUCUGAAAUUGUCCAAGCAGCAGGUGCUAAGUUUUGCUGAAACAUAUUUGGUGUAAAAAUGUUUAUAUUAGGACCUUAAAGCUGCGGUCAAAGUCUAAUAAAUUUCAUGCUACAGGAUUCAUACUGCAGGUUAAUCCAUGUUUAAUAUCAUGUGAUGGAGCUCUACCUCCUACUAUACCCCCCAGAGGACAGCCUGAUCUCUGGACCUGCAUACAUCAACACAGUAUCUUGACAUACAAACACAUGAUUAAUUCACACAGUGGGUCACCUUGAUCACCUGAUUGAUCCCUUUUUGUCAUAAUUUGAUGGAAAAAAAAAACAUGCACACACACUUCCUGUCCACUCACCUCAUGAUCUCAUAAUCCAGAUUUUUAGAAUUUGAUCCAGUUAAAGUUGUUGGAUUGUAUAAAAUCUUGAGAUCAGGUUGUUUUGAUGAAGUAGUUUGUCUUAGUUGUUUGCCUAACUCCAGACAAGUACAUGAAUUUCAGUUUAAGAAUAAAACUGAGAUGCGGGGUACAGGGUUUGACUUUUGCAGGAAGUUUCCACGUCAUGCUCGGCUGACUCACCCUGCAACUUUGGUGCUUCACUAAAUUUUAAAUUACAUCACAUUUCACAUCCUGGAAACUCAUUUUAGUUUUUACUUUACUGGAUUUACUCCGACAAAUUCAGAUCCACAGAGCUGCUGCACACUGUGAUGAAAACAAACAGCAGGGUUGCAUCACACAGGUCGGGAUAGUGAACUUUUUUAAAGGAGUUUUCAUACCUCCGAACUCUUCAGCUCUUCAAAAACCAUAUCUGCUUACAUUCAGUCUCUAAUGACACCAAACUUGAUUUAUCAUUUUUGUAAAAGUUAAAGUCAAAUGAUCCAUAUUUGUGUUUUUAUGUUGCUACAAUCUCUAAAUUAACUGUUCUCUUAAUCAGAGAAUCACGGGUUUACAAUUCUGUGAAUCUUUGAGUUUUUCGAGCCAACUGUCUCACACCUGAUCCUGAGUUUGUUUGUGCUCCUGACACUCUGAAGAUAUCAGUGAUAACCAUCUGAAAUUACUGUGGAUAUGUCCAGAUCUUCUGAAAACAGCUGAAAUUGACUCAUUAUCCUAAAAAAUAAAAUGUAUGGAUGCUGUAUGGAUGUUUUUGUAUCGGAGUCAAAUAAAUUUAUUUCAAAUGUAAAACUCUGGAUUUGUGUCCAGAUAAAUCAAGUAGGUUAAAGAUGAAGAAUCAGCUCUUUUUAUUGACCACAAAUGGCAUUUCUUAGUUAAAAGAAGGGAUGGAAAAUGUUUCUUUAGCUGCAGCUUUAUUUUUUAUUUUCAAUUCACAAAAUAAAUUUCCUGAAAACUUUUUUUCUGGUGGAUUUUUGCCUUACUCGGACGACAAUAAUUAAAAGUCUUUUAAUAACAGCGGCUGAUACUUUGGUUAUUCUUGAACGGAAAAUAAGUUUUGACAUAUCUGACGGUUGAAGACAGAAAAUAUAAAAAGUCAUUUAAAGGCUCAGCGUCAAUAGUUUUCAACCACUAGAAGGCUCUUGAUUAAAAGAGAGUCAUUUGUUAAACUUCAAACUACUGUUUGGGUAAAUGACAGACUGAAUAAAAUAUGGUUAUAAAAAAGAGGUCACAGAGCACAAAGAUGAUAAAAAAGCUGACUCCAGUGAACUUCUGCUAAUCUAAAAACAGUAAAAUAUAACUAUUGAACUCAACAGCAGAAGUUUGAGGGUCCAGCUCCAGCUCUGUCCCACUCAUCCCUAAAGAAACAAGCCGGUGUUACUAAAUUCAGCCUCCAUAACGCUGAUGCAACAUGUCUGCGUCAAUGCAUCUUAACUGAGAAGUGUGUGUGUUCGACUAAAGUGUGAGUCUCAAGUGUAACUUUUUAAUAUUAAAGUCACUUUCUCCCCUGAAGCAGGUGUUAAACUGGAUUAAGCUAUUGAAAGCCAGUAGUUUACACCAUGAGGCCUUUCUGGCAGCUGAGAGUGUGUCUUAAAAUCGUGUUUUUGUAUCACACGCUGGAGUAUCUGACAAACAGUUCAGACAGAUGUCGCUGGCACAGAGAGGUGAAGCACAAUGUGAUUAGUUUAGUCUCUCUCCUUCUUUCUGUUUCUUCUCUCUCUUUCUCUCUCACAGAGCGCCCAAGUCAUCCUGGAAAAGUAAGUCAGAUGUUUGUGGUGAAGCUCUGAUCCUGCAUGCAGUGAUGUGGUCAGAUUGUAUGAAUUUACCUUGAAAAACCUUUUUAAGGUGAAGGGAAAAUUCAAUUUUGUUUUAUUCAAUUUUAAUUUUACCAGAAUAAAAAUUGAAUAAAGCGUGUGUUGUGCUGCAUUUUGUGCUGAGAGCCCUCAUCUCUGUGACAUUUGGUCAGUUUGUACACAUACAUUAUGUAGCAGCUGAUCCACCAGGUGCACAGACAUCGAUAACCCAAACAAACCUGCUCUGAAUGCUGCCGUCACUGCUCGGCCACAUGGGGGCAAGAAGAGACCCCUGAGUGAGUGAGUGUGUGACUGUUUGCAGAUGGAUCAAGCUAAUGUUGGCCGUUAUUUAAACACCACAUCGAUAACCCCAAAAACAGAGGAUUUCCUCAUUAAAUAUUUACUUUUCAAAGUGUCACUACAACUCAAGACGGAUAAGGACUCAAGGAUAUUUGAGUAUUUUAAUGUUAUUCCACUUUCUUAUUUCUUUCAAUUGAUUCAUGCUAAAAUGUUGAAUGUCUGCACUAAACCGGGAAAAAGUAUCAUAACAUUAGAUGCAUAGAUUGGAGGUGAAACCUGAUGUCAUGUUUUGUGAACAAAGGCCAUUUGAGCAACUUAUACUGAACCUCGGGCUUUUCCUUCAAUUAAGAUCUCUAAAAACGCUCAGAACCAUGAGCUACAAGUUCAAUUAUAAUUGCAGGUCAUGUAAUGAUAGCUAGCAUAGUCAAACACUGUUGAGUAGAGAGCUAAGUGGGUGAUAACAACUAGCAUCAGACUUUUUAUGGAAACGCAUAACUUGCAGGUCACUUAGUGACUCAUUUACUGUGUAAAAAGUAACACCCACUAGCUGUGUCUAACUCUAAUUCUAGUGGAAAAGCAGAUGAAAUGAGGCAGAGGCUGAAAAGGGUUUGAAUGGGGGUUUUUGUGGAUACCAUAAGGGUAAAUAACAGGUUUUCUGAGCUAAGUAUAAGACAAAAGGUGGAAAUUGGUGUAAUAGGUCCCCUUGAGAAAUGUUGCCUUGUACCACCAUAUCAACCCAAUUAACUGUUUUGACAGAAUGGCAGCUUCAGCCCAAGUUUCACACAUGGAGCGUCCAGAGCUCGGGUUUGAGAGCAUGAACCACUUCACCAUCGACACAGACGACCUCGCUGUCAUGCUGAUGAACAUCGACUUCUGCUCUGGUAUGCACAUCAGAACAAAAUGAAAGUGAAGAGUUCUCAAACUUUAAAGGUAGAGCUCAGAGAGAUGAUUUGGUACCUAAAACAAUUUUGACUUGUGGUUUUCUAAGUAAAAAACACAUAACAUUAAAAUUAAAGUAAAAUAAAAAUCACUGUGAGUAUCCUCAAAAUAACAGGUGUUCAUAUGCUCUGUUGUUAAGUUAUAAAACGAGACAGUGUGUGAGUGUGUGCUGGUUUGAUAAAAAGGACCAAUGUCCAAUUGGUGAUCGAGCAGUACCCACAGAGUUUAAGGUGAAAGCAGAGCUUUUGGAGCUAACUCGAGUUCAUUUGCUCUGUAUAUGUGUGUGUGUGUGUGUGUGUGUGUGUGUGUGUGUGUGUGUGUGUGUGUGUGUGUUUGUGUGUGUGCGUGCGUGCGUGCGUGCGUGCGUGCGUGUGUGUUUGUACACAGUAUUUAUGAUAAUGUGGGGACUCACCCAACUUGAGUACAAAUAGGUCCUCCAAAAUAAAAGGUCAAGUUAUUGUUUUCUUAACCAAGUUUGUGUACUCUCUCUCUCUCUCUCUCUCUCUCUCUCUCUCUCUCUAUCUGUGUGUGUGUGUGUGUGUGCGUGCGUGCGUGCGUGCUUCAACAUGUAGCAGAUGACGACGAAGAUGAUGCUGAAAAGGGUGAAGAGGACUCAGAACCUGACCCCAAAUUUUAAGACCAAAGGAGAGGUAUUUGUUGUUUUGUAACUUCAAAUUAAUGAUUCGAUUUUAACAUAACAGGGACAGGGAGUCCUAGUGUUUGUUCAUGUCCUGAACUCCUCUCUGACACUUAUUGAUUAUUUGAAAUGGAUUUUGCUCAGCAGAGGCUUUGUGGUGUGUUUGAUUUAGCUUCAGAAAGUAGUGGUGCAACGGAUCAUCAUUGAUCCGUGAUCCGUUCGGAUCGACGUAUUCGGUUCGGCACACAUGUGAUCCGCGGAUCGAUUUCUGAAAGCGGAGAAAGGAGGAGCUCGAACGCCCCGCGACACUUAAAUCCCCUGUAUGGGAGCAUUUUGGCCUCCCUGUCAAUUAUGACGAAGAAGGAAAGAGGUCAGUGUACAAAACUGCGACGGAGUGUAGGCACUGUGGCAUAAGAAAGCCAUAUGACAGUGGAAACACAUCGAGCAUGUUCACGCAUUUGAAGCGACAUCACCCGGGUGUUUUACAGACAGGUGUUGUGCCGUAGAUUGCACCCCUGCCGUAGAACGCACCCCUGCAUCCCCUCCACUAGUUAGCUUCUUAAAGUGGAGAUAAUGAUCUCAUAUUUGAUAUGAAUAGCCUGAAUGAAAUUAUUAAAGGCAAACGCUGUUGAAUACACCCAACGUAAGGAAAACUUGUAUUAUUUCGCCUUGUUAUGUACUUUCAACCGCGCUCCCGUUAGGGGGUGCACUAUACGGCAGGGGUGCGUUCUUUGGCAUGACACCUGAGAUAAAACGAAAGCCCUAACAACCGCUCAUCACCGCAGCAUUUAAGCAGCCUCUUCCUGCGCAAUCCGACCAGGCUAAAGCCUUCACAAACUCUAUCGGUGUGUUUAUAGCUGCAGACAUGAGGCCGUAUUCAGUUGUGCAAAACGAGGGCUUUAAAAACAUGCUGAAAGUGCUUGAGCCACGUUACGACAUCCCAUCGCGCACACACUUCAUCUUUGGUUCAUUGUUACAUUUUAAAGGAAGGAGAUGUGCCUGUAUAUUGUACUUUAAGUUGUUUUUCAUUAAUAAUUAUGUUAAAAAGAAGAUAUUAUGCCCUGUGCACUACUUUUAUAUAUUUUAUUUGUCUUGUUUUUUUUUCUUUUUGCUGAUCCGAAAAAUGAUCCGAUCCGUGACUCUUGAUCCGAGGAACGAUCCGAUCCGUGAGUUUUGUGAUCCGUUGCACCACUAUCAGAAAGUGUCAGACCCCUCACAUGAAUUAUUCAGCCCCAGUAGUCAAACAUAAGCUCACCACUGGAGUUUUAGAGUUGCGUCUAGGGGGUUGUUGGUUUGGUGUUACUUUAAAUUGAAGAAAAGUACUUUUAUAAGAUAGAUGCAUGGGACUAGUCUUUGGGGUGCAGAGGUUUAGUCUAAAUAAAAAAAAAAAAGGAUAUAAGAUCUUAGUGAUACUUCAAUGUUAGAAAUUUAUUAUAAUUGAAGACAGAAAAGGAAAAUAAAUGGUGUUUCUCCAUUUGUGCGCACACAUGAGGUAAGUGCCAUCCCUGCAUGAGUUAGCACCCUCAUUGGGCCACCCCAGUUAAAAAAAUGAAGGAUCUGCCCUUGAAUAACUUUGCAAACAAAGGUUUCUGUACUGUCUGCAAAUUGUGAGCAUAGUGCAUUAAAACCUCACCCUUUAAAUGAUGAAACAACGGGCUGUACUGAAGAUCUGGAACUGUAGUUGUGCAAAUGUGUCAGAGUCUGAUUAUAGAUGUUCUUGUUGCUCUGCUGAUGAACUGUCAGAUUUGGUAAAUGUGCAGAGUCUGAAGUCAGCAGCAACAGCAGCCGCUCACUGUGCAUCGUAGAGAGAGGACGUGUAAAUAUCAUCUCUAACAAGACCACUUACGUAAAGAGAGAGCCGCGGAGAGCAGAAGAAGGAUUCCCCUCACCCACUCAGGAAGGGGACAGCAGCAGCGUUUUCAUGCUGACUCAGUCAAAGACAACAACAACAACAGCGUCCUCCUCCUCCGCUGUGCUGUUAUGUAUCUGUGUUUGAGCGGGGACAUUAGGGCUGAGCAGCUUGAGAGUCACCGGUGAUUGUUUAGGCGUGGGUGAUGAUGACACUGAUCUCAUGAUAUUUUGCCUUUUGUUCUCUUACUCCAGGUCUCCACUGCAGUCCUGUGGAAAUGUAAAACAGGGGCGGAAAUUGGAGGUUGACUGUAAUCCUCCGGAUAUCCACACAGCGCUGGAGUGAAUUCAGACACUAUAGACAGGAAAUAACAAUGACAACAUGGACAACAGAGAAAGUGAAAGUAACACCUUUACACACAUUAUCCAUCUGUGUUUCUUCCUGCUGUGGAAAAAGUAACUCCUUCAAAUUUUAGCCUCUCACUUUUACAAAAAACACUCAAGUUUGCGUGUAAAAAUGCCUCAAAUGUAAAGCUCAACACUGCUUUUUGCGAUUUCUCCUAAAUUUAAAUCCCUUUGAUAAACUUAAAGGUGGAUCCUGUUCCUCCAUUUUCGUCAGUUUCUCAGGCGAUGAUGUUAUGUAAAUUACAAAAACAGAGUGAGGGGAUUAAAGUUGAAAAAAAUAGAGACUGUUUCUUUGAAAGUGUAAUCCUUUUUUAACCACCGUUAAAUCAAUUCCUGGAGCAAACUCUAUAUUGUCCUCCUCAAAUUUGAAAUCAAAGAGCAGUUCCUUAUUUUCAAUACAUGAAAUGCAGCAGA
Xyrichtys novacula (pearly razorfish) is the source of this 16006-nucleotide messenger RNA. The record is from the annotation of a GenBank genome assembly. Lineage: Eukaryota; Metazoa; Chordata; Actinopteri; Labriformes; Labridae.